GUUCGUCGUGGAAAGUUAAAGGUAGCGGACGUACAUCAUGAGUGAAGUUUAUAAACUUGGUGAUUUAGUUUGGGCUAAAAUGAAGGGAUUCAGCCCUUGGCCAGGCCGGGUAGCCAUCCCAACCCCGGAGCUGAAGCUACCAAAAAAGACGACCAAUGUUCAAUGCAUUUAUUUCUUUGGGACUAAUAAUUACGCUUGGAUAGAAGAACACAACAUAAAGCCGUACCACGAGCAUAAAGAGCAACUUAUCAAGUCUUGCAAGACGGCAGCUUUCAAGGAGGCUGUUAACCAAAUAGAGGAGUUUAUCGUCAACCCGGAGAAAUUCGGUGACAUUGACGAACACGCCAGAAAUCCAGAAGAAGAGUUUGAUAAGCUCAAAGAUGAGAUGAACGAAGACAGUUCUCAAGAGAAGUCUGAAGUAGAACAAUCGCCCGAAGUCAAGAAAAAGAGCUCUACACCAAAGAUACGUUUGGGCAUUUCAAAGGUGAAGUCGGCCAAACGGUCGUCGUCAGCCAGUCUGAAAGGUGUGCCGCGUAAGAAGGUGCGCCGAGUGGCUCGCUCCUUCACCGACACCGACAUCGCCAAUGAGAAGCCCUCCAUGCUGAACCACUCCUUCAGCAAGAAGUCCAGCCUGCUGCACCGACCCUCCAAUAUACUGAGACCUGAGACACCACCUCUAGACCUGGAGAAUGUGUCAGAGACGCUGCUGGAGAAGAACAUCAAGGCGAGCCAGAUGAAGUUCGGCUUCCUGGGGCUGGGCAUCAUGGGCAGUGGUAUUGUUAAGAACCUGCUCAAUUCUGGACAUAAGGUGCUCGUGUGGAACAGAACAGGGGCAAAGUGCAAAGACUUUGAAAAGGUUGGCGCGACGAUAGCUGUGACGCCGUGUGACGUCGUGGAGGAGGCAGACAUCACCUUUUCUUGCGUCGCCGACCCUCAAGCCGCUAAAGAGAUGGUAUUUGGGAAUUGCGGCGUAUUGCAUUGUCCGUCGUUGGAGGGCAAGGGUUAUGUGGAGAUGACGUCCAUCGACGCUGACACUUCGCAUGACAUCGUAGAAGCUGUCAGCGGCAAAGGCGGACGAUAUCUGGAGGCGCAGAUCCAAGGGUCGAAGACGCAGGCAGAGGAGGGGACACUGAUCCUUCUGGCGGCGGGAGAUCGCUCGUUGUUCGACGACUGCCAGUCCUGCUUCAAGGCUAUGAGCAAGAAUUCCUUUUACCUUGGUAGUGACAUCGGGAACGCAUCAAAGAUGAACGCAGUGCUGCAGGUGGUGGGGGGGGUGUCCCUGGCCGCGCUGGCUGAGGGCCUGGCGCUGGCAGACCGCGCUGGUCUCAGUCAGGCAGACCUCCUCGACGUCCUCGCUCUCACACCGCUCGCAUCUCCACAUCUCAUACUGAAGGGUCGCGCUAUGAUAGAAUCAUCAUACUCAACACAUCAGCCGUUGACACACAUGCAGAAGGACCUGAAGUUGGCGUUGGGUUUGGGAGACGCUUUGGAGCAGUCUUUGCCACUCACUGCCACCACCAAUGAGAUCUUCAAGCAUGCCAAACGACUCGGAUAUGCCAACCAUGAUGUCGCAGCUGUUUACAUCCGAGCCCGCUUCUGAUGCACCAUGCCACCAUGCCACCAUGCCACCAUGUCUCAUCAGAGGACGCCAGAACUAAUGUAAGGGUACAGUGAUGAUCUACGACUAUAUUCUAAUAUAAUUAAUAGAUCAAAAAUUAUCAUCUAAGUGAAUUAAAAGAAAGAUAAGGUUUCAUAUAUUUUAGAAAUUUUCAAAGUAAAUUUGUUUAUUAUUUUUUAAUGUAAUUUUGAGUUAUGACUUUUUCUCAACAGAACAAUACCCCUACAAAAUAAUAUUACCCCC
This is a messenger RNA of Papilio machaon (common yellow swallowtail), 1861 nucleotides long. RefSeq names its product putative oxidoreductase GLYR1 homolog (gene Ndf). NCBI's taxonomy places the organism in Eukaryota, Metazoa, Arthropoda, Insecta, Lepidoptera, Papilionidae. The record is from RefSeq and is a predicted model, not a curated record. The transcript has 12 exons. Gene Ontology annotation, molecular function: NAD binding; oxidoreductase activity, acting on the CH-OH group of donors, NAD or NADP as acceptor; NADP binding. Bases 38 to 1600 code for a protein of 520 amino acids.